AUGGAAAAGCUUCUCAGUGAUUUGGAUCUACCAGAGAAUUUGAUAAAAAUUUUGAUGAAUGAGACCUCGGAUUGCCCAUUUAAUAAACGGUUGUUUUUCAGUCGAGAAGACGCAACUAAUUCCGGUGCUUUGAAUUAUGCACAGGCAGUUGCGGAUUUAUUUGAUUCUUGCGAGCAGCAAAGUGACACCAAAACGUCAACACAUGAGCAUCUAUUUGUAGAUACUAUUGCACUGAAUCAACAACAUGAUACUCAAAAUACUCAACAACAAGUAACAGGAUUUGAUCAGGAACCAACUAUUCCGACGUCUAGCAGCCCGGUAUCAGCAAAAUAUAACUCUGAUUUGCAGUUGUUGGAUCUAAAAGUGAACCGGCAGGCAGAAACAUAUCCCGAUUUUCUAGCUUGCAAAUCUGGAUUACGGCCACUUAGUGCAGACACAGAUAAUCAAUACUCCGGAGCCCUACAUGAAACACCCUCGGAGAAACUUCAUAAAUUACCCGAUGAAAAUGGGUCAAUUAUUCUACCCGUUUUUACUCCAGGCUUCCUAAGAAACUUACUCGAGAAGAACGAGACGGGGAAAGAUAUCCUGGAACGAACAAAAAUUGGAGAACUAUCAGAUACAAAACAAUUGCAGUUAGCUGGUAUAAUCGCUCGUCACCAUCUAAUAUGCAAGAAAAAACUUCGAACAGAAGAUUUGGAAGUCUAUAGCCUAGCUGUCACCACGUUGUUAAAGUCAGAAAAAAGGAAAAUUAUUACACAAAAUAGCAAACAAAAUUAAUAACUUGAAGCAAAGUAUGCGAAAAAACGAUAUAAAAGAAAGCCAACAUGCGAAGAAAUUAAAAUCUUACAUUGAGUCUGAUGACUUGAGUCUCACCGAUGCAACAGAGUGGUUAAUCCUUAACGUACAACCUUGGUCAAUAGUUUUAGACAAGUGGGCAUCCAGUUUCUGCAAUAGAAAAAAAUAUUUGCGGAAUGUUAGAUUAGUGUCGAAGUUGAUCAAAGAAUUUCCCCAUUACACAAACG
Molecule: messenger RNA, 1022 nt
Organism: Malaya genurostris
Lineage: Eukaryota; Metazoa; Arthropoda; Insecta; Diptera; Culicidae
Exons: 3
Coding region: 1-777 (258 amino acids)
Source: RefSeq, a predicted model, not a curated record